UCCAAGAGGGGAUGGAUGUGGAAUCAAUUCUUUCUGAUGGAGGAAUACACAGGAAACGACCAUCAGUACGUCGGCAAGCUGCACUCCAACAUGGACAAAGACGACGGUACUGUCAAGUAUGUUCUGACGGGAGACGGCGCCGGCACACUUUUCCUGAUUGACGAAAAGUCGGGGGACAUCCACGCCACCAAGAAGCUGGACCGCGAGGAAAAGGCCAUGUACACACUCCACGCCAAAGUACUGGAUCGCAACACUAACGAAGAACUGGAGCCAGACACUGAGUUCAACAUCAAGAUCCAUGACAUUAAUGACAACGCGCCCAAGUUUGAGCAGGACAUCUACUUCGCCAGAGUGCCGGAGAUGUCUGACGUCGGCACUAUUAAGACAGCACUACCGGGCAUGGAUCGGGAGGUCAAGGAGAACUACCAGGUGGUGAUCCAGGCCAAGGACAUGGCCGGACAGAUGGGGGGUCUCUCGGGAACUACUACGGUCAACAUUACCCUCACUGAUGUCAAUGACAGCCCGCCGCGCUUCGCCAACCACAUCUUCCGCAUCACCGCCUUGGAGUCGGCGGAGAUCGGCGCCGCCAUCGGCCGGAUUAAAGCCGACGACCCGGACGUCGACCGCAACGCCGAGAUGGAAUACAGCGUGGUCGGAGAUAGCGACAACUUCAACAUCGUCACGGACAAGACUACGCAGGAGGGCAUCGUCAUCAUCAAACGGGCGCUCGAUUACGAAACCAAACGGGACUAUGAGUUCAGGGUGGAAGUGAGAAACACCUACCUCGAUGCAAGGUACAUCCAGGGUCUGUACUUCACGGACUUUGCCACCGUCAAGGUCACGGUAGAGGACGUGGACGAGCCCCCCGUUUUCACUCAAAACCGUUACUUCAUUGAGGUGCACGAGGACACGGCCGCCGGUAGCUUCGUGGGGGUGGUGUCGGCGCAGGACCCUGAUUGCGAAAACAAGAUGGUCAAAUACGCCAUUGAUCGUCACACCGACCUCGAGAGAAUCUUCAACAUUGAUUCUUAUAAUGGCACCAUUACAACCAGAAAAGCUCUGGACAGAGAAAUGUCCAAAUGGCACAAUAUCUCAGUGACGGCAACGGACAUGAACAACCCACAUCAUGUUGCCAGAGUGGCAGUUUUCAUCAAAGUGCUGGACGUGAAUGACAACGCUCCCGAGUUUGCUAUGUCCUACGAUACGUUUGUCUGCGAGAAUGUCAAAGCCGGACAGUUAAUUCAAACAAUCAGUGCCGUGGAUACAGACGAGCCACUGGUUGGACACAAGUUUCUUUUUAGCAUAAAAGCAGAGAAUCCAAACUUCACCAUUAAUGACCAGGAAGAUAACACCGCCAAUAUCCUGACACGGCGGGGAGGCUUCAGCCGGCGCGAGAUGAGUGUCUAUUUUCUGCCUGUGGUUAUUUCAGACAGCGACUACCCCGUCCAGAGCAGCACCAGCACACUAAUCGUGCGCGUUUGUGCUUGCGACAGCCGUGGCAACAUGCAAUCGUGCAACCCUGAGGUCCUGCCCUUCUCCGACGGGCUCACUACUGGCGCCCUGGUGGCCAUAUUGCUCUGCGUCAUCAUUCUGCUCAUGAUUGUGGUUCUGUUCGCGGCCCUAAAGAAGCAACGAAAGAAAGAGCCUCUCAUCAUCUCCAAAGACGACGUUCGAGAUAACGUGGUCAGCUACAACGACGAGGGCGGCGGUGAGGAAGACACUCAAGCCUUCGACAUCGGCACGCUACGCAACCCGGAGGUGAUGGACGCCAACAAGUUGCGCAGGGACAUCAUCCCCGAAAUGCUCUUUUCCUUUCGGAGGACAUCCCCGAUAAAGGAUAACACGAACGUCAGAGACUUCAUCAACGGGAGGCUUCAAGAAAACGAUUCCGACCCCACCGCGCCCCCUUAUGACUCGCUGGCGACGUACGCGUACGAAGGCAGCGGCUCGCUGGCGGAAUCGCUCAGUUCGCUGGAGUCCGCCGCCACCGAAGGGGAUCAGGAGUAUGAUUACCUCAGCAGCUGGGGACCGCCGUUCAAGAAGCUGGCGGAAAUGUACAUCGGGAGAAGCCCGGAUCGGGAGACCUAG
This is a messenger RNA of Nerophis lumbriciformis (worm pipefish), 2088 nucleotides long. The record is from RefSeq and is a predicted model, not a curated record. Lineage: Eukaryota; Metazoa; Chordata; Actinopteri; Syngnathiformes; Syngnathidae.